AUGUGUCUAUGUGACAUUGAUCGAAAUGCAAAUUGUUUUAAAUUCGACUAUAAAUCAGUUUACAAUUAUUUAGGACCGAUUUAUUGUGAAAAUGAUGGUCAAUACUAUCAAGACAACAAUACUUGUCCAAAAUCAUCAUCGUGUCGCUGUAAAGAAUGUUAUUAUGGUACUCGAUAUCAAUUUACAACGAAAGGAUUCGGUCUAUCACUCGAUGAUAUUCUUGGUUAUAGUAUUUGGCCUAAUUUUUCUUUUUCGAAACAACCAAUCAUAGUGAAGCUAUGUACAAUUGAAACGAUAUUAAUGUUUGCAAUUGCCAUUGUCAAUGGUAUAUUGUCUAUAAUCACAUUUCGAACAAAACAAUCGCUUCAAAUAGGUAGUGGUCUUUAUCUACUUGCAUCAUCAAUCACAUCUUUUCUUACAAUGACAUUAUUUACAGCAAAAUUUGUUUUACUUCUCCUUUCUCAAAUGUCAAUAAUUACUAAUUAUUCUUUUCUUAAAUCAAAUUGUCUCUGCUUAGAUAUGAUCAUGAAAUCAUUUUUGGCUAUCAGAGAUUGGUUAAAUGCUUGUGUGAGUAUUGAACGAACAUUGACCAUUCGACUCGAAAUCAAUUUCAAUAAAGUAAAGAGUAAACAAAUCGCUAAAAAAAUUAUAUUUGGAAUAUAUCUGUCAGUCUUUGCAAGUUUUAUUUAUGAUCCUGUUCAUCGUCGUUUACUUGAAGAUACAGAUGAACAACGAAUCUGGUGUAUAGUUCGUUACUCAUCAUCUAAACAAAUCGAACAUAUUGGUGGAAAUAAAAAUAAUAUUAUCAUACCAAGUGUUAAAAUGAAAUUAAUUCUUGACCGACAACAUUCUGAUAGUUUGAUUCAAAAAGAACAUGUUUCACCAUCAUUUCCUAUAACAUCAACACAAGCAUCAUCGAAAAUAGAGUCGAUGGAUGUCGAAACUGCAAAUCAACAUUCAAAAAUAGAUGAACCUAUUUCAGACACUCAACUGUCAUUAAAUCAUCCUUGUGUUAGUUGCUAUCAAACAUUUCGUACAUGUCCCAAAUGUCGUAGAGGAAUCGAAGCAUUUGUAUGA
This is a messenger RNA of Rotaria sordida, 1077 nucleotides long. NCBI's taxonomy places the organism in Eukaryota, Metazoa, Rotifera, Eurotatoria, Philodinida, Philodinidae. The record is from the annotation of a GenBank genome assembly.